AUGAUAGGAUUGUCAUCGUUAACGUCAAUAACAUCACAUCACAUCACCAGUGAAUCCCAGGAUGCCUUGGAGUCAGAGAACCAGAGGCUGCACGAAUGCUGCAUGACCUUGGAGGCGGAGCUCCUGGAAAAGGAGGAAGGGCUGUGUCAGAAGGGGGAGGAGCUGCAGCGGUUGGAGGCUGUGUCGGCUCGGAACAUGGAGGAGCUGAGGGGUGUGGCCUCACACUGGAGCGAGAAGUGGCAGGAUGUGGCUAUGGCGUUACAAUCCACCCAGGCAGAACUAGAGGAACUCAGAGAGAAGAACCCUGGAGAUACACUUCAAGAGGAGGUGGUGGGACGCCUGAAGGUGGAGGUUGAGAGACUUCAGACACAGGGACAGAGAGACAAGGAAGAGAUUCAGCCUCUUCAUCAACACUGGGCCAGUAAAGAGGCAGAGCUGAGCAGAGUCAUUAAAGAUGCCGGUUCUCUGCUGAAGGUAGAGCUGAACGCUUGUAAACAACAGUUGGAGCUGGAGAGGAGCCGGACUCAGGCUCUACACAACAGACUCAAAGUUAAAGACAACCCUCAUAUCUUGGGUAGGGGAACGGUAGAAAUGUUUGAUAAAGGGACGGAGACAGAUAUACCACCACAGACAUGGGAUGAACAGGUCUCGCUGGAGGAGCUGGGCCAGGUGAGGGCAGAGCUACAGAUGGUCUCCCUGGAGGAGGUAGAUGGGGCACAGGUGUCACAGCUAAAUAGUGAACUUCAGAGGCUGGAGCUGGAGGUGGCAGAGAGAGAACAGCACCUGAGGGAGAAGGAACAUGCUCUGAGGAGUCUGGAGAGACUGAGAGAUGCCGAGAGGACAGAGGCGCAAAUCAAGGUUUCUACACUGGAGUUGAAGUUGAUUAACCUAAAGGAGCAGGCCGGUGGAGAAGGUCUAUGUCAUGGAGGCCAAGAACAAGCUCAGCACACUGACUCACUGAGGUCUCAGCUAGAGGAGAGCAGGAGGAGAGCCAAUCAGCUGCAACAGGAGAGAGACCAGGCAGUUCAAAGGCUACAGACUCUACGCCGGCUACAUCAGGCUACGGAACAGGAAGUAGCUGCUGGCGGCAAGAAAGAGAGAACGGUUUGUGUGGAUAACAUAGUGAACCAGGAUAAACAGAGAAGACUGGUAACAGAACAGCUGAAGAGUCUAUUUAAGGAGCGUGAGCAGUUGGGUCAGGUCUAUGGUAGAUCAGCAGGAGGAGGAGGAGUUCUGCAAGACUGGGCACCGAAGUCGAAGGUCAUCAAGGUAAGCUCAGAUGUACAAAAUAUUGAUGUUUUGUUCCCCGGGCCACUUAGUUAUAAUUUUUGCCUUAUGGCAAGGUGCUCCAUCAUGCUGAGAAAGGCAUUGUUCGUCACCAAACUGUUCCUGCGUGGUUGGGAGAAGUUGCUCUCGGAGGAUGUGUUGGUACCAUUCUUUAUUCAUGGCUGUGUUCUUAGGCAAAAAUGUGAGUGAGCCCACUCCCUUGGCUGAGAAGCAGCCCCACACAUGAAUGGUCUCAGGAUGCUUUACUGUUGGCAUGACACAGGACUGAUGGUAGCGCUCACCUUGUCUUCUCCGGACAAGCUUUCCGGAUGCCCCAAACAAUCGGGUAGGGGAUUCAUCAGAGAAAAUGACUUUACCCCAGUCCUCAGCAGGCCAAUCCCUUCUCUCAACCAGCUUCACCUGGAAUGGUUUUCCAACAGUAUUGAAGGAGAUCCCACCUGGGGUGGCAGGUAGACUAGUGGUUAGAGCGUUGGACUAGUAACAGAAAGGUUUCAAAAUCAAAUCCCCGAGCUGACAAGGUAAAAAUCUGUCGUUCUGCCCCUGAACAAGGCAGUUAACCCACUGUUCCUAUGCUGAAAACUUGUUGGCUGCUUCACUCUGCGGUCCGACUCAUCCGAAACCAUCUCAAUUUGUUUGAGGUCGGGGGAUUGUGGAGGGCAGGUCAUCUGAUGCAGCACUCCAUCAGUCUCCUUCUUGGUAAAAUAGCCCUGACGCAGCCUGGAGGUGUGUUGGGUCAUUUUCUUUUUUACCCCUUUUUUCUCCCCAAUUUCGUGGUAUCCAAUUGGUCUUUUCUCAUCGCUGCAACUCCCGUACGGACUCGUGAGAGGCGAAGAUUGAGAGCCAUGCGUCCUCCGAAACACAACCCAACCAAGAGCCAUGCGUCCUCCGAAACACAACCCAACCAAGAGCCAUGCGUCCUCCGAAACACAACCCAACCAAGAGCCAUGCGUCCUCCGAAACACAACCCAACCAAGAGCCAUGCGUCCUCCGAAACACAACCCAACCAAGAGCCAUGCAUCCUCCGAAACACAACCCAACCAAGAGCCAUGCGUCCUCCGAAACACAACCCAACCAAGAGCCAUGCGUCCUCCGAAACACAACCCAACCAAGAGCCAUGCGUCCUCCGAAACACAACCCAACCAAGAGCCAUGCGUCCUCCGA
This is a messenger RNA of Oncorhynchus nerka (sockeye salmon), 2448 nucleotides long. RefSeq names its product myosin-2 heavy chain. Lineage: Eukaryota; Metazoa; Chordata; Actinopteri; Salmoniformes; Salmonidae. The transcript is spliced from 11 exons. The record is from RefSeq and is a predicted model, not a curated record. Bases 1 to 1476 code for a protein of 491 amino acids.